This is a messenger RNA of Meloidogyne enterolobii, 604 nucleotides long. NCBI's taxonomy places the organism in Eukaryota, Metazoa, Nematoda, Chromadorea, Rhabditida, Meloidogynidae. The record is from the annotation of a GenBank genome assembly.
UUUUCCCAGCCUUUUCUAAACGCUUAAACUUUAGCCUGUAUCCUUUUUAUGUACAUUUUUCUUUGUAUAUAUGCUUAUUCCUUUUUCCCAUUUUCGUUCAGUUGUACAUUAUUCUUUUUUCUAUGACCGAUCAGUUUAAAUGGUUUUUUCCGAUCAGUUUUCCUAAUCAAUUUGUAGUACAUUAUUCUUCUUAAGCCUUCCUUAUUACUUUGCUUCACAUUAGCAAUAUUUAGCCUUUCUUACUUUAAUAUUUGUCCGUAAGAGUUGGUUUAUAGAUUCUAGAGGCGUGCGAGACCAAAAUUUUCCCGAACUUAAGACCAAGAUUAGACUCUUUUUCCUCUCUUUCCUUUGACUGGAUGACAGCUUGUCGUGCUUUUUUGGGGCUUAAUUCAUGAAAAGGUCGGCGCAAUGAGCUCACCAGAAAGAACUCGAUGAGCCGAGUCGAAUGACACCAAAAUCAGCUCUAUAUGAUGAUUCUGAACAAAAUUAUAACAAAUUUAAUCCGGUGGAAAAACUGUGCUACUACAGCGGGUAUCGAACGAGCGACAAGAAUGUUUUUAGUGAGAUUCGAAUGUACUCCCACGAAUUUUAUUCAUUAUAUUAA